This is a messenger RNA of Mesocestoides corti, 927 nucleotides long. NCBI's taxonomy places the organism in Eukaryota, Metazoa, Platyhelminthes, Cestoda, Cyclophyllidea, Mesocestoididae. The record is from the annotation of a GenBank genome assembly.
AUGCUAGAAGAGAUAUUGAGGAAGUCAAGAAAUCUCGGUGCCAAAAUUGAAAAGGAAAAGAUUUCGUUCGACGUAGAGUUAAAAGAACUCCAGCGAAUGAACGAAAAUGCCUGUGAGUAUCGCAAGUUUAUGGAAGUCAAGUCAAAGUGUCGCACCAGCCAAAUGGCCAAUAGAAAACGAGUUGGUGGAAAACAAGCAAGCAAAUUCGAAGUAGAGAGGAAUCUACUUGCGCAGUACGAGGCCGCUUUUAAGGCACUUGAGGAAUUAUUGGGUGAAAAGGACGUCGAUAAAAUUGUCGACAUUUUCAAAAAGAACGAAGCCGAAAUAAGUCGCACACUUGAAUACGUCAACGUGAAUAAUUCGGAGUGUUCAAAAAUUGAGGAAGAAAUUCACUUAAUCGAGGCAGAGAAGGUCCAGGCACUUAAAGAAAUCGACUUGCAAGCUUGCUCUUUCCAGGACCAAAUUAUGCAACUUAACGAAGAACACAAGAGAGUUAUGAGGGAUUCGGCCGCUCUUAUGAAGUCUCUCAACGCGUCAAAAAGGUGUGUGGACCUUUAUCUCAAAAACGCCAAAGCAAUGUUUUCACUUAUGAACUAUGAGCCUGACAGCGAGCUAGAUUUUGAUCUGAUGACCGCGGAAAACGUCGAGGGGAUUGUGCGAGCUCUGGAGCAGCGAGUUGACCACUUGGUGAACAUGUUUUUGGUGACGAAAUGCAAACAGGCAACAGAUCGUCCAAGCAGCGUCGCAACCGAGGCAGAAGGCUCGCUUCCAACUGAUUCAGCGCUGAGUGAAGACGCGGCCACGGUUGGAACCGUCGACGACACCGACGAUCUCCCGUCCGUGGGGGAAAUCAACGAUGAAAUCUCAGUGGACUCGGGGAACAUUUCACAACCAAUCAGUGAGACGCAACUUCGAAUGUACUUCUGA